This is a messenger RNA of Apaloderma vittatum (bar-tailed trogon), 1173 nucleotides long. RefSeq names its product transcription factor EB (gene TFEB). Gene Ontology annotation, biological process: regulation of transcription by RNA polymerase II; humoral immune response; positive regulation of DNA-templated transcription. The transcript has 7 exons. Gene Ontology annotation, molecular function: DNA-binding transcription factor activity, RNA polymerase II-specific; protein dimerization activity; RNA polymerase II cis-regulatory region sequence-specific DNA binding. Gene Ontology annotation, cellular component: nucleus. The record is from RefSeq and is a predicted model, not a curated record. Lineage: Eukaryota; Metazoa; Chordata; Aves; Trogoniformes; Trogonidae. The annotation marks the transcript as partial.
GUUCAGUCCUACCUGGAGAAUCCCACCACGUACCACCUGCAGAAGUCGCGGGACAAGAAGGUUCAAGCUUAUCUCUCCGAAACCUACGGGAACAAAUUUGCUGCCCACGUCAGCACCGUCAGCCACUCUCCCAAGCCACCCACCGCCGCGUCCCCGGGAGGUGAGGAGGUGCCACCGCGCCGCUGGGGGAGGCGAAGGGGCUGGAAAGGGCAAAGAAGCCCAUUGGCACCUUACACCUUUCCCUUUCAGUUUGAUGAGGUCAUCGAUGACAUCAUGCGCUUGGAUGACGUUUUGGGCUACAUGAACCCUGAAGUCCACAUGCCCAACACACUGCCGAUGUCCAGCAGUCACAUGAAUGUCUAUAGUGGGGACCCCCAGGUGACGGCCUCUCUCGUAGGUGUCACCAGCAGCUCCUGCCCCGCCGACCUCACCCAGAAGAGAGAGCUGACAGAUGCUGAGAGCCGAGCCCUGGCAAAAGAACGCCAGAAGAAAGACAAUCACAACCUGAUUGAGAGGCGGCGAAGGUUUAACAUCAACGACCGCAUCAAGGAGUUGGGGAUGCUGAUCCCCAAGGCCAAUGACCUGGACGUGCGCUGGAACAAAGGGACAAUCCUGAAGGCGUCUGUGGACUACAUCAAGAGGAUGCAGAAGGACUUGCAGAGGUCACGAGACCUGGAGAAUCACUCGCGGCGUCUGGAGAUGACAAAUAAGCAGCUGCUGCUCCGCAUCCAGUAGCUGGAGAUGCAGGCACGCGUCCACGGGCUGCCCACCUCCUCGCCCUCGGGCGUCAACGUGGCUGACCUGGCUCAGCAAGUGGUCAAGCAAGAAGCCAGCGGGGAUGAGGGGACGCUGGAGCCACUGCUGCCACCCCCAGACCCCGAAUCGCAGCCGCAGCCGGCACUGCCUCCACCACCCCAGUCUCCCUACCACCAGCUGGACUUUACCCACAGCCUGAGCUUUGACGACGGCUCCCGGGGCUUCCCAGACAGCCUGGAGCCUGGCCACAGCGCUUCCUUCCCAUCCCUAUCCAAGAAGGAGCUGGACUUGAUGCUGAUGCAGGACACCAUGCUGCCCCUGGCCUCCGACCCCUUGUUCUCGGCCAUGUCCCCGGAGGCCUCCAAGGCCAGCAGUCGCCGGAGCAGCUUCAGCAUGGAGGAUGCAGACAUGCUGUGA